AUGAAUUUAGAAUUGUAAUAGAUGUUGAUUGAAGAUUUGAAUGCCAAAUUGCUUCAACGUGCUGAAUUGAUAGGACAAUAUGAAGAAUUGGAAGAGUUAUUGGAAUUUCAUAAAACCAAUAGUACUUUCGAAUAUAGUAUUGCUAUCAAACUUGAAUAGUUGGAAAAAGAAAUUUAAAGCAAUAUUUGUUCAGAUUAAAAAAUUAAGAGUACAAUAAUGAAAGAAAGAGAGAAAUUAAAUUAAGAACUAACAAAAAGAAUAGAAGAAUAAACUCUAUAAGUUUUUGAAUAAUACAUGAUUAAUUGGAGUAAUUGUAUUGAUUAAAAUAAGUAAGUGAUUUUAAGGGAUUCAGAGUUAUACAUGGAGAAGAGAAGUAUUAAUAAUUACUACUAGAAUAACAGAAAUAAAUAAAGGAAAUGAUUUCAACUUAAUACAAUAAAAAGAUAUAAGGAAUUACAUAAAUUUAUAAAUAAUUCAACUAAAUAGACUAAGGCAUUUAGUAUAAUAUAUAAUACGUAGACAAUGAUUUGACAAUUUAAUUGAAUUAAUAAUAAAAUAAGCCAAAUUAAUCAAUGACUCAAAAGAAAGAUGAUACACUUUAAUUAUCUUAAAUGUAAAUUGAAUAAUUAUUAUUUUAAGAAUACAAUAAAUUGAGUACUCCAAAUAAAUAAUUAAUUUAUAAUAAUAAGAUGACUCUCUAAUAUAACACAUGGAUGAAUUCAAUAAUAUUAUGACUAAGUAAUCACAUCCAAUUAAAUUAUAAACCAUCUAUGAAGAAUAAUAAUAAAAUAAUAAUUGUCAUAUUAGAUAGCAUCAUCAUAGUAAAACUAUAUUUAGUCAUAAACAUUCAACUGCAUUAAGUCCUUAAAUGUCUAAAUCUUAAUUUAAUAAAGAGACUACUUUAAAAAAAUCUUUAACUAAAGGAACCUUGUUACUCAAAAAAUUCUCAAAUAAAACAUCUAAACGAGAAUUUGAUGUAUUUCAACAUUAAAAUCCUACUUAAUUAGGUUAUGGUUUAAGAAUGGCAUAAUUAACAUAAGAUAGAAUUGAAUUUAGAAAUCAAUUAAAACCAUAGAUAAUUGAUUCCUCAUUGCUACUGUCUCAAAUUUUAAGAGUUAUCAUUCCUAAAUAAAUAUAGGGAUAUUUGAAGAGAAGGGUGACCAAAAUAAAAGAAAAAGAAAAUAAUAUUCCAAAUCUUUCUUAUUGGCCUAUGCAAAUUUUAACUUUAAAUUAAGGAUAAAUUGAUUUGUUGUUCUAUUCUUAAGAUCAUAUGAUGGAUUGGUAUAAUGGUUUAAUGAAUGUAAAAAAUAUUAAUUAAUGAAAUAUUUCAAAUUAUUUACUCUCAUUUCAAUUACAAUAGGUUCUUAGAUUCAUUAGCAUAUUCAUCAUCUUCAAAGUUCAAGCUCUUUAGAUACUUAAUUAUUGGUUGUUGGUGUUGUAUGCAUAACAUUCUCAAUUCUUUUAUUGUGGUUUAAUGAAAGAAGAGCAGCUAUUAAUUCAUAUCGACUUUAAUAUGCAAGAUAACAUUGCAUUUCCUUAACUUCUUUUUAAGAAUCAAACCCUUAAGAUUUAAUACAUGUUACAGGUUAAUUAAUAACUGAUGAAUUAAUUACUGACAAGGAUUUUGGGGUUUCCUAAAUAAAUUGUGUUAAAUUACUUAGAAAUGUAGAAAUGUUUUAAUGGGUCAAAGGAGAAAAAUAGUAAGAGUAAAAAUGGGUUGACAAUUAUGUUUAGAAUCAUUUUGGAUAUACUAAUGAUAAAUCUAAAUGGAUUUUGAAUUCAGAGACAAUUUUAAAUUCAAGUGUAAAAUUGAAUCAAUAUUAAUUGGCGGAUGAUAUGAAAAAACAACUUAACACUCCUAUAGAAACUGUUAAAUUGAAUUAAGCAAAUGUUUAAAUAGCUUAAUAAAAAUUUAAACAUAGUGGAUUUAGUCGAUUGUAAAAUUAUUUAUUUAUUUUAAGUUUACUAUAAGAUGACUAUAUUUAUAUGCAUUAAGUAGAAGAUUAAAUUGUAAAUGGAGAUAUAAGAAUAUCUUUUAAAUAAGUAACUUGUAGCGAUGUCACAAUAAUAGCUAAAGGUAUUAUGAAUUCUCUUGUGGUUUGGCAAUUUGAAGAUAUUUUUAAUUAAACUGUUGCUAGAGAUUAUUAAGAACAUGAAAGAACUUGUUGCCAUCUUCCAGUUCCUAUUGAAAAUAAACCAAUUAAAGAAAUUUAUUGGAUAUUUUAAGGUCUUUUCACACCUGAAGAAUGUUUUUCUAAAAUUGUUAAUGAAAAUUCUUUGCUUUUUUGGAUUUUUAGAAUUAUUGGAUAUAUUUUAAUAGUAAAUAUAUAUAAAUAUAAUUUAAUAGGCAGUUGGAACAAUUAUUUUAUUAUCUCCUGUAUCAUUUUUAACUGAAUUUAUUCCAACAACAAAACUGACUGGAUUCAAAUUUUUAAUAUUUGGUAGUGUUUCUGCCAUUCCUAUUACAAUAUUAUCUGUUUGCAUUUCUUGGAUAUACUAUCGACCUAAAAUUGGAUUACUUAUGCUUUUGAUAUCGAUAAUUUUAGGUGGAAGCAUUUUUUAUUAUGGCUACUUAAAUUAAUGA
Molecule: messenger RNA, 2584 nt
Organism: Paramecium sonneborni
Lineage: Eukaryota; Ciliophora; Oligohymenophorea; Peniculida; Parameciidae
Source: the annotation of a GenBank genome assembly